GCGCAAUAACCCGGUCGCGGCGGCAGGUCCAGAUCAGCGGGUCGCCCACCCUCACUCAACCUUGCAGCGGGGGAAGGGCUUGCCUAUUACUGCUUUUCAAUCUGGGGUUGUAUCCGGGGAAUUGGCAGACUGCAGGACCCAAAGAAGCUAAGUAAGGACGGGCAGACAAUUGGUGGCUGAGAGGGAAGGAAUGAGGAACUAGUAUGUGUGCCUCGGGGUAUAUAAGUAUACUAAGGACCUGAAACCCCAAUGGCGGUAGAGCUCCGGUGUAGUAGGUUUAGCUGGCCGGUGUGCGUUCUUGCCGGAUUUCGACUUACCUGAGAAGAUGCGAUUCUACGUAUUGCUUCUCGCCGCUGUGGCGGACGCGGCGGCUGCGACGAAACACCCCGUUCCUGGGCCGGAUGAGGAUGGGCGGUACACCAUCUCCGCGCCGGGCAUCAAGGCACAGUUCAUCCCUUACGGCGCCACCCUGACGAACCUGUUUGUCAAAGACAAGAACGGAAAGGAUAUCGACGUGGUGCUCGGCUACGAUGAUGUCGACUACUACCCGAAGGAUCCUGGCCACCCGGUGUAUAACGCAAUUCCAGGCCGGUACGCCAACCGCAUCGGCAAUGCGCAGUACAGCAUCGACGGGGUGACGUACCAUACCGAGAAGAACGACGGCGACAACACGCUGCACAGCGGCACCAACAACUGGUCGUACCGCUUCUGGAACGUGACGGCCUUCUCGCCAGACUCCAUCACCUUCUCCAUCCUGGACGCGUCCAACUCGUCGCUGGGCAUGCUCGGCCGCGUCGAGGCAAGCGUCACGUACAGCGUGACCAAGAGCAAGUGGCACAUCAAGAUGAAAGCCAAGUCUCUCGACCAGAAGACGCCCCUCCUGCUGACCCAACACACCUACUUCAACCUGGACGCCUACCGCAACCCGGCCACGUCCAAGAUCUGGGACCACACGCUGUACCUGCCCUACUCGGCGCGCUACCUCGAGGCCGACCAGGGCGCCCUGCCGACGGGCAAGAUCCUGACGGCCGCACCGAACUCCAUCAACGACUUCGCCUCGGCGCCGGACCUCGCGCUCGGCCACGCGCGCAACCAGACCGGCUUCGAGGGCAACUGCGGCGCGGACGGCGCCUGCGAAGGGUACAACGGCUACUGGCUGAUCGAUCGGCCGAACAACAACAACAACAACAACAAGAACGCGGCAGUGGUGGUGGCGAGAUUGGCGAGUGCCUUCUCGGGCGUGAAAGCUGAGUUGAGGACGGAUCAGCCCGGUCUGGUGCUGUAUUCGUGCAACUGGAUGGAUGGGAGUGCGGACCUCAAGCGCAGCACGCAGGGGAUUGCGGGGGUCAAUGAGAAGGUGGUGCGGAGCAGUUGCGUCGCGAUCGAGGCGCAGGACUGGCCGGAUGGUAUUAACCAUCCCGAGUGGAAUCGUACGAGCGCGCAGAUUUACGGGCCGGGUCGGACGUAUAACUGGGAGAGUUCGUGGACGUUUGGGUUGCUUUGAGGGUGUGGCAUGUUACGUGAGUCUCUCUGGGACAAAGGCAAGGUGGAAGGAAGGUCGAAUGUGUAGGGUGAUUCUGAUGAAGGGGUCUGCUGUGCACAGCAUGAACAGCAGCCGGUUUGUGUCCUACAGUCUCAGAGCUUAGCCGCAGAACUAGCACUUGGGAUGGAUUUCGAUUCGAUGUGGUUGACACUCAGCACUGUAUCGGAUGAGACUGGUUUCCGCUUGGUUUCUCAUCGCGAAGAUGGAGAUCUCACGACAACUACCAUAGUCGCAUAAAUCUGCUAGUCGCGUAUAAGUGCCAUUGACUCUGACAAUCGCGUAGCUCUGGUAGACGCGCGUGUAAGUCGUGUCAGUCAAGACGCGGUUACAUACGUAGGUAGAAUAGAAUUGACGCGAGCUCUAG
Messenger RNA from Chaetomium strumarium, 1907 nucleotides. RefSeq names its product galactose mutarotase-like domain-containing protein. Bases 326 to 1504 code for a protein of 392 amino acids. Gene Ontology annotation, biological process: beta-D-galactose catabolic process via UDP-galactose, Leloir pathway; glucose metabolic process. Gene Ontology annotation, molecular function: aldose 1-epimerase activity; carbohydrate binding. The transcript is spliced from 5 exons. The record is from RefSeq and is a predicted model, not a curated record. NCBI's taxonomy places the organism in Eukaryota, Fungi, Ascomycota, Sordariomycetes, Sordariales, Chaetomiaceae.